Paramormyrops kingsleyae is the source of this 974-nucleotide messenger RNA. Lineage: Eukaryota; Metazoa; Chordata; Actinopteri; Osteoglossiformes; Mormyridae. The record is from RefSeq and is a predicted model, not a curated record.
AUGGAGCAUGAGGAAGUCGGAGUAUCAGAGAGUAACAUGCCUCCUAAGAAGUUUCACUUCAAGCUGAACAGCUGUAAGCUCACAGAUGGAUGCUGUGAGGCACUGGCUUCAGCUCUCAGAUCAAACUCCUCACCCCUGAGAGAGCUGGACCUGAGUGACAAUUACCUAGGUAAUUCAGGACUGAAGCUGCUCUUUGCUGGACUGGAGGAUCCCAGCUGUAAAUUGGAGAAGCUGAAGUUGGGCACCUAUGAUCUCUCAGAGGAAUCCUGUAAGGCGCUGGCUUCAGCUCUCAGAUCAAACUCCUCACCCCUGAGAGAGCUGGACCUGAGUAACAAUAUGCUGUUCGAUUCAGGAGUGAUACUGCUCUCUGCUGGACUGGUCGAUCCCAGCUGUAAACUGGAGAAGCUGAAGGUGGGCAGCUGUGAACUCACAGAGGAAUGCUGUGAGGCGCUGGCUUUAGCUCUCAGAUCAAACUCCUCACCCCUGAGAGAGCUGGACGUGAGUGACAAUGAUCUGCAGGAUUCAGGAGUGAAGCUGCUCUCUGCUGGACUGGGGGAUUCCCACUGUAAACUGGAGAUAUUGAGGCUGUCAGGGUGUAGAAUCACAGAGGAAGGCUGUUGUUCUCUGGCUUCAGCUCUGAGGUCAAACCCCUCACACCUGAGAGAGCUGGAUCUGAGCUUCAAUCACCUAGGAGACUCAGGAGUGAAGCUGCUCUCUGCUCUACUGGAGGAUCCCAGCUGUAAACUGGAGAAGCUGAAUGUGGACCACAGUGGAGAGUGCCGGACCAGACCAGGCGUACAGAAAUGUAAGUUUUUUUUAAACCAUUAAUUCUCCAUUCAGUGUUGUACAUGAAUGCCCUACACAACUGCCCUUCUUUGAAGGCACUCAUAUUUUUGGUGGACGGUGAACUGAACACAUCAGUUUGCAGCUAAUGAACAUGAACGUGAGCAUUGUUCACUCUGGCAAGAGUGAAC